UUCCAUUAGAGAACCCGUGACAGAAAUAUUACACCUUCAUCGUUCUUUUCUCUUCUGUGAAACAAAAUAUAUUUCUUGUUCGACAGGCAGUAAGAAGAGCAGAAAUGUCAAGGCUUCCAGAAGGGAUCCUCGAGAAUAUCUUUUUACGGUUGAAAGUGAAGAAUCUCUUACGGUGCAGGUGCGUAUGCAAGGCUUGGCGUGACCUGAUCUGUAGCCCCAGUUUCAUUUAUAAACAUCUGAAUGUUAAUAAUACGAUUAGGAUCUUGGUCUCUUGUAAUGGCUUACUUUGCAUAUACAGUAGUAACACUCCUGAUGAUGUUUCCUUCGUCAUUACCAUUUGGAAUCCAUCUUCUAACGAGUACAAACAAUUACCUAGACCAUCAAAAAAAGCAUGCUAUGACAUCGAUUAUUAUGGGUUCGGCUAUGAUUACAAGAAUGACGAUUACAAGGUUGUAAGAAUCGUGGACUAUUUUCUGGAAACAGGUGCUAAGUCUGAUGUUGAAGUUUAUACAUUGCGCUCGGAUUCAUGGAAAAGCAUUGAUGCUAUACCUUAA
Molecule: messenger RNA, 554 nt
Organism: Papaver somniferum (opium poppy)
Lineage: Eukaryota; Viridiplantae; Streptophyta; Magnoliopsida; Ranunculales; Papaveraceae
Product: putative F-box protein At3g16210
Exons: 2
Coding region: 105-554 (149 amino acids)
Molecular function (GO): protein binding
Source: RefSeq, a predicted model, not a curated record